Messenger RNA from Prunus avium (sweet cherry), 2192 nucleotides. RefSeq names its product protein arginine methyltransferase 3 (gene PRMT3). Gene Ontology annotation, molecular function: histone methyltransferase activity; protein-arginine N-methyltransferase activity. Gene Ontology annotation, biological process: chromatin remodeling; peptidyl-arginine methylation, to asymmetrical-dimethyl arginine. Lineage: Eukaryota; Viridiplantae; Streptophyta; Magnoliopsida; Rosales; Rosaceae. Gene Ontology annotation, cellular component: nucleus. The record is from RefSeq and is a predicted model, not a curated record.
GUUUAAAGGGUUUAAGGCUGCUUCAAAGUGACGAAACGCAUUUCAGUCCCUUCUUUCUCUCAAGUUACUCCAUGGCAAAGAACGGUACCGAAUACGAACCCACAUUCACAGAUGACGAUGAUGAAGAAUCCGAAGAGCUCCAAGACUGGAACGAUUGGGAUGCAAAAGAAGAAGAAGAAGAAGAGGGCCCAGACUUCCUGUGUUUCUUCUGUGACUCCAGGUACAGUUCGUGCGAUGACCUCUUCGACCACUGCAGUUCGACCCACCAUUUCGAUUUUCGCGCCAUUCGGAAAGCGCUGGGUCUGAAUUUCUACGGCUCCUUCAAGCUCAUUAACUUCGUUCGCUCUCAGGUUGUGGAAAAUAGAUGUUGGAGUUGCGGGCUAACUUGUCAGUCCAACCAAGAUCUACAGAAUCAUUUGCAUGAAACAGUCAAUUUCAAAGACAUGACACCUCUGUGGGAUAGUGAUGAAUAUCUUAAACCUUUCUUGCAAGAUGAUUCGGUAUUGUAUAGUUUUGGUGAAGAUGAAGAAGGUGAAGAUGACUACACUGCAGUAGUUGACAAGGAGGAACUUAUGAGUGAUUUGAGGCAUUUUGAAGAGAUAUGCAUUGAUCAUGAUAUUCACGUGGAAAAGAUUGCGAUUGAUUUUGAUACCUCUUAUGAAAGUGGGAAAAGCAAUGUUGCUUCAUCAUCCAAUGGCUACUCAAACAAUGAGGGUUCUCCCGGGAAGGUGACUAUCAAUGGUAUGGAUUCAGGAGAACAUGUUGAGUCAGCUGGCAGAAAGACAAAAGAAAAUAAAUUAAGAGCAUAUAUUCCAAAUCAUGGUUCGAAGGAUGUCAAGAAUAUCAAUGAUGAUUACUUUGGCGCUUACAGUUCAUUUGGCAUUCACAGAGAGAUGAUCAGUGAUAAGGUAAGAAUGGAUGCUUAUAGACAAGCUAUUUUAAAGAAUCCCUCUCUCCUAAAGAGUGCUGUCGUGAUGGAUGUAGGUUGUGGCACAGGUAUACUAAGUCUCUUUGCAGCCCAAGCAGGGGCUUCAAAAGUAAUUGCUGUUGAAGCAAGCGAGAAGAUGGCUGCUGUGGCAACUCAGAUAGCGAAAGAUAAUGGUCUUUUGUGGAGUAAGAGCCCUGGUGAUAGUACUAACCAUGGCACUGGGGUAAUAGAAGUGGUUCAAGGUAUGGUUGAGGAGCUUGAUAAAUCCAGACUAAUUCAACCUCAUAGCGUUGAUGUGUUAGUGAGUGAAUGGAUGGGGUAUUGCCUACUUUAUGAGACAAUGCUCAGUUCAGUGCUUUUUGCACGGGAUCAGUGGUUGAAACCUGGUGGUGCCAUUCUCCCUGACACAGCAACUAUUUUUGUUGCAGGAUUUGGAAAAGGAGCUACUAGUCUUCCAUUUUGGGAAAAUGUGUAUGGUUUCAACAUGUCCUGUGUUGGCAAGGAGCUUUUUGAAGGUGCUUCCAAAAUCCCUUUUGUAGAUUCCGUGGAUGAUCAUGGUUUAGUGACCAGUGCUGCUGUUCUCCAGAGCUUUGACUUGGUGACAAUGAAGCCGGAUGAAGUCGAUUUUACUGCAAAUGUUGAGUUGGAACCAAACUUGGGUGCUGCAGCUGGCAGCUUAACUGAUUUGAAAUCUGAAACAACCUGGUGUUUUGGAGUUGUGUUGUGGUUUGAGACUGGUUUUACCAGCAGGUUCUGCAAAGAAAUGCCAGCUGUUUUGUCCACAUCCCCAUAUACUCCCAAAACGCACUGGUUGCAAACAAUCUUGACAUUCAAGGAACCAAUCGCUGUGACAUCAGGAAAAUCUAACAUUGACAAAUCAGCAGCGGUUGGCACUGAAGCUUGUCCUGCUGUGAGAAUUCCUCUGCGUAUAAGCAUUGCCCGGGCUUCUCAACAUCGUAACAUUGACAUUUCCUUAGAAACUGCUGGAGUUGAUCCUCAUGGUCGGAAACGAAACUGGCCUGUGCAAAUUUUUAAUCUAGGUUAGUGUAAUGAUCAAAAUUUGGAAUCCUGAUUGCCCGUGCCGGAGUUGAUCCUGAUUGUGGGAAACACGGUUGGCCUGUGCAACAUAGUAGUCAACAUCAGUCUAAUGAUCCAGACCUAUGAUCAGCCCACUUGAAAUCUUCCGUUUUGGCUGCUAGGGUGGAUUAGGUUUCCAUCAUUGGAUUGUUUCACUUCGAUUUUUCUUCUGAAGAUUUUUGUAGUA